UUCUCUCUCUUCCGGUUCUACCUCCUAAAGAAAAAUGGCCUCCCACAUCGUUGGAUAUCCUCGCAUGGGCCCCAAGAGAGAGCUCAAGUUUGCAUUGGAAUCCUUCUGGGAUAAGAAGAGCAGUGCUGAGGAUUUGAAAAAGGUCGCAGCCGAUCUGAGGUCUUCCAUCUGGAAGCAGAUGGCCAGUGCUGGCAUCAAGUAUAUUCCUAGCAACACAUUCUCUUACUAUGAUCAGGUGCUUGAUACAACCGCGAUGCUUGGCGCUGUUCCCCCUAGAUAUGGUUGGACAGGUGGUGAGAUUGGGUUUGACACUUACUUCUCCAUGGCUAGAGGAAAUGCCUCUGUACCUGCUAUGGAGAUGACCAAGUGGUUCGACACCAACUACCAUUUCAUUGUCCCUGAGUUGGGACCUGAGAUCAAGUUCUCAUAUGCUUCCCACAAGGCUGUUGAUGAAUAUAAGGAGGCUAAGGCGCUUGGAGUAGAUACCGUUCCAGUCCUUGUUGGCCCUGUGUCCUAUUUGUUGCUCUCAAAACCUGCAAAGGGUGUCGAGAAAUCAUUUUCUCUUCUCUCCCUCUUAGACAAAAUCCUUCCAAUCUAUAAGGAAGUUGUUGCCGAGCUAAAGGCCGCUGGUGCAUCAUGGAUUCAGUUUGAUGAGCCCACCCUUGUGAAGGAUCUUGAAUCUCACCAAUUGCAAGCAUUCACUGCUGCCUACUCUGAGCUAGAAUCAGCUUUGUCAGGCCUGAAUGUUAUUGUCGAGACUUACUUUGCUGAUGUUCCAGCUGAGGCAUUUAAAACCCUCACCAGCCUGAAGUGUGUCACUGGUUUUGGUUUUGAUCUGGUUCGCGGAGCACAAACUCUUGAUUUGAUUACAAGUGGAUUCCCGUCAGGAAAAUACCUCUUUGCUGGAGUGGUUGAUGGAAGAAACAUAUGGGCCAAUGAUCUUGCUGCAUCUCUCAGCCUGCUGCAGACUCUUGAGGGCAUCGUGGGUAAAGACAAGCUUGUUGUUUCCACCUCUUGCUCACCACCUCUUGCUCACCAUUCCACAUUUUUGAAGUGAAUAGUGCUGGUGGGCCCUACCACUAGCCAAAGCAAUUUAUAAUCCUGAUUUCUCUCUUCUUUCCACCGAAUUCCACUCAAUUUGUCUCCACUCCUGUUUGCAUUUUUCUCUUUUUUUUUUCUUUCUUUUGCCUUUUCUUAUCAUGACAUCCACAUGAGUUUGUCCCUCUCUUUCCUCCGUUUGCUUUCAAAAUUAAUUAUUAUUAUUUUUUUCUUUAUUUAUUUUAUUUUAUCCAAAAAAAGAAAAAAAAAGAAAACCUUCUAUUCAUUCAAUCUCAUUUUUCUGCUCAGUCUUGUACCUUCAAGCCAUUUAGAUUUGCACAAUACACUCAUUUUAUUUCUAUCGGGACUUCGCCCUGAUCACCAUUCUACACCA
This is a messenger RNA of Camellia sinensis, 1432 nucleotides long. NCBI's taxonomy places the organism in Eukaryota, Viridiplantae, Streptophyta, Magnoliopsida, Ericales, Theaceae. The record is from RefSeq and is a predicted model, not a curated record.